CCGGCGCCGUGUCUGAGCGCUCCGCACCGCCCGGCUCCGCUCCGCUCGGCUCUGUACGGCUCGGCACGGCACGGCUCGGCUCGGCCGCUCCCGGGGCGCGCCCGCGGCGGCGCCAGCUCCCCGGAGAGGCGGGCCUGCUCUUCGGCUUAAAAUAGCAUUUAAUUUUUUAAAUUUUUAAUUUUUUUUUAAUCUGUUUUUUGUGGUGAUCGGUGCGGGCAGCAUGGGGCUGCCGGCGCUGGAGUUCAGCGAGUGCUGCCUGGACAGCCCUCAGUUCCGGGAGCGGCUCCGCUCCCACGAGGCCGAGCUGGAGAAGACCAACAAGUUCAUCAAAGAGCUCAUCAAGGACGGGAAGUCGCUCGUCGCCGCCCUCAAAAACCUGUCGGCGGCCAAGCGCAAGUUUGCGGACUCCCUGAACGAAUUUAAAUUCCACUGCAUCGGCGACGCCGAAACGGAUGACGAGAUCUGCAUAGCCAAGUCUCUGCAGGAGUUCGCCACGGUGCUGCGGAACCUGGAGGACGAGCGGAUGCGCAUGAUCGAGAACGCCAGCGAGGUGCUGAUCACGCCGCUGGAGAAGUUUCGCAAGGAGCAGAUUGGGGCCGCUAAGGACGCCAAAAAGAAAUACGACAAGGAGACAGAGAAGUAUUGUGGUGUCCUAGAAAAGCACUUAAACUUGUCUUCUAAGAAGAAAGAAUCCCAGCUUCAGGAGGCAGACAGCCAGGUGGACCUGGUUCGGCAGCAUUUCUACGAAGUCUCCCUGGAGUAUGUCUUCAAGGUGCAAGAGGUCCAGGAGAGGAAGAUGUUUGAGUUUGUGGAACCUCUGCUGGCCUUUCUGCAGGGGCUUUUCACCUUCUACCACCACGGCUACGAGCUUGCAAAGGACUUCAGCGAUUUCAAGACAGAGCUGACAAUCAGCAUCCAGAACACAAGAAAUCGUUUUGAAGGAACGAGGUCAGAGGCUGAAUCUUUGAUGAAGAAGAUGAAGGAGAACCCUCAUGAGCACAAAAACAUCAGCCCUUACACGAUGGAGGGUUAUCUCUAUGUGCAGGAGAAACGUCACUUUGGGACCUCGUGGGUGAAGCAUUACUGCACGUACCAGAGGGAGUCGAAGCGGAUAACGAUGGUGCCAUUUGACCAGAAAUCUGGAGGAAAAGGGGGAGAAGAUGAAGCUGUUAUCCUCAAAUCUUGCACACGGCGGAAAACCGACUCAAUCGAGAAGAGGUUUUGCUUUGAUGUGGAAGCUGUGGAUCGGCCCGGCGUGAUCACCAUGCAGGCGCUUUCAGAAGAGGAUCGAAGGCUCUGGAUGGAGGCGAUGGAUGGCCGGGAACCGGUCUACAACUCGAACAAGGACAACCAGAGCGAAGGCACUGCCCAGUUGGAUGAUAUCGGCUUCAGCAUUAUCAAGAAAUGCAUACAUGCUGUCGAAACAAGAGGGAUCAAUGAGCAAGGGCUCUACCGAAUUGUUGGAGUAAACUCUAGAGUUCAAAAGCUGCUGAGUAUAUUGAUGGAUCCCAAAACAGCCACUGAAACAGAAACAGAGAUCUGUGCAGAGUGGGAGAUAAAGACCAUUACUAGUGCACUGAAAACCUACCUGAGAAUGCUUCCGGGGCCGCUCAUGAUGUACCAGUUUCAAAGGAGCUUCAUCAAAGCAGCAAAACUGGAGAAUCAGGAGUCGAGAGUGUCGGAGAUCCACAGCCUCGUUCAUCGGCUCCCGGAGAAAAACAGGCAGAUGCUGCACUUGCUCAUGAACCACUUGGCAAAAGUUGCAAAUAAUCACAAGCAGAACCUGAUGACUGUUGCUAAUCUGGGUGUGGUAUUUGGGCCAACACUGCUUCGACCUCAAGAGGAAACAGUUGCUGCCAUUAUGGACAUCAAAUUUCAGAACAUUGUGAUUGAAAUUUUAAUAGAGAACCAUGAGAAGAUAUUUAACACGGUGCCAGAGACUCCGCCAUCGAACUCGCAGCUGCUCUUGUCUCGCAAGAAGAGCACGGACUCGAAGCCUCCCUCCUGCAGCGAGAGACCGCUGACGCUUUUCCACACCGCACAGCCCAACGAGAAGCAGGAGAACAGGAACAGUAUCAUCAACUCCAGCCUGGAAUCCGUCAUCUCGUCAAAUGUAAACAGCUUCCUCAACUCCAACAGCGCUCCCCAGCCCAACCUGAACUCAAGUGAUCUUGAACUAGAAGUAAUUAAACCCAACAGGCCAAAUUCACUGAAGAGCCCCUCGCAAAGUCCUCCAGAGUAAGAAGAAGGAAAAAAAAAAGGUCCAGAUGACAUUUGCUGUCUGCAGGCAGAACUGAAAGCAGGCAGCAGCCAACAUUUCCCCAAAGCCUCUCACCACCUCUACUCUUUCCAUGAGAAACAGAAAGGAAAUUGGAUCCUACAAGAAAACCGUUUUCCAAAUUGCAGAGACCUCGGAAUAGCCUGUUCACUCGCGUGCACUGACUUCUCCAGCAAGACAGGACUUGCAGUCACAUAAGCACAGAAAGGUGAUACGCAAGCAGCAUCUUGAAAAUAAAUACCUGUAUUUCACGGAAGGGAGGUGAACCGUUCGUGCACAUCGUAGUCCCACAGUCUGUAGGUGCUGGCAGGGCAGCUCAGGCGGGUUCCUGAACCAUCCAUCUGUUCUUCUUGAGGAAAUGUGCUGGAACGCCUUGCAGAGCAGGACCACGGGGCUGCGCAGGGAAGUUCCGUCACCCUAGGACCACGUUCAUCUCUUCUGUGAGCAAUCUGAUUGCAACAGGAUGGCUCUCGUACUUAAAAAUCCACAUGCUGUCAUUAGUUCAUAGUUCUCUCAGUUGGUUUGGUGGGCACAGAGACUGUUUUCUUUGCCACCAAGGAUGCAAAGACACCAAAAUCCUGCUCCAAAUUAUUGAUAGCUUCUUAGGUAGAGGCUGGCCCCAGUGCCAGUUCUUGCUGUAAGGCUUUUUUGCCACAAGAUCGCAGAAAUAACUCUCUUGUCUGAGAAUCGUAUUGAUUGCAUUACGCACUGUAAUUAGUGUAGCAGACUGCGCAGUUGGUGGAGCGAUGACAGAGUCAACUUUACGAGUAGCGAGAGCUGCAUUCUUUUAAAAUGAUUUCAUCUCAAAAAGCGCAUUGGGAAUUUUUAGUCCCGUAACCCCAUGCAGUCGGAUAUUCCUUCCAUUGCGCAGUGAGGAGGACCGGGGUCGGUACCAGCAGCAGUGGCCAUCCUGCGCUGCAGGCACACCAUCGCUGGCACAUGCAGCGAGAUGUCCUCUUGCACCCAGAGCCCACUGCCCACAGAGGCGUGGGAGCUACGGCGGGAGGGCUGGCAGGUGUGGGUGGCCACUCCCAGCCAUUUCGGUCACCAGUUCAUCACCCCCUCCAAGGCCCACGUUGAGCUUGGCCAAGCUCCUCUUUGAGAAGGGCAUUGCUGUGCCACUUGUGUGCCCUCUUCUACCCCAGCGUGGGGCCUUUGCGGUCCACAAGAGACUGCUGCCCACUGGGUUUGUAACCAGCAAGAAGAUGGGCUGGUGGCUAGAGCUGUCUAAGCUGUCUUAGGUCUCAUCCCACGCUACAGAUGGUUCAGUGGAAAGGAACCUCGCUGGAGGACGGGAGGUCUGCUUCCCAAGGUCCUUGCCUCUAGAAAAUCCAUGACCGGAGCAGGUAGCUUGCAUUUGCUGCAGAGCUUUUUGAGGUCACCAGGAUGGAGGAGUCUACGUGAAUGGUGAGAGGCCAUGGUAAGACGAAAGGCACACCUAGCAGGUCCUCUGCCUUCCAGGUGAUAAACCCACGCACUCAUAUUCCAUUUGCCAUGCAGACGUUUACCGUCUUGGAGGCUCGCUGUAGUAGCUUACGUGUAUAGAGCCAGAGACCGUUGCAUACGCGUAUUACAACAACAGGCUUUGGCUUCCAACAUACCGGUGCCUCUGCAGUACUAACAGUGAAGGAAAUGUUCUUGUUCCUGCUGCCCAGAGGAGAGCUCUCUCUGUGUCUUCAAAUGCAUCUAGCAUGCUCUCUCCAUUAGAGGGCAGAAGCAUGCUUAGGCACAGAAAAAAACCCCAAAAUUACCUGCCCUGUGUGCUAUAUAGCUUGUUGUGUAAAGGGAAGAUAGGAGUCAUCACGAAUGACCUGACAACUACACCUGCUAGAAAGAAAAAGAAGAAGCAAGAACUGGUGCUUCAAGGGUUAAUGGCUGCGAUUUGGGCUAACUUGGUGGUCUCUGUAGCACCUCCUUCUGUUCAAAGUUGGAAAUAAAUUUAAUAUAUGGUAAGUACCAAUGUCAAACAGAUUUGUUAAAAGCUAAGUAAUACAGGUAAUUACCCAUUUUUCAAAAGACUGACAAUUUUGAUACUAGAAAAAUGAAAAAAGAUUGUUUUUAAAUAGUGACGAUUAUUAGAACAUUUUGAGGAUUUCUGUUAAUAGUCUGCCUGUGAACAUUCCCUGUUUUACAGCCCUCCUCUGAAAGUUGUGAUGCACUGCUGUAUCUCAUUUCUAUAUGCAUGUAAUCCUCUGACGUAAUAAAGGUAUUGCCCAUAAUUACAAA
Messenger RNA from Grus americana (Whooping crane), 4504 nucleotides. RefSeq names its product Rho GTPase activating protein 26 (gene ARHGAP26). The record is from RefSeq and is a predicted model, not a curated record. Gene Ontology annotation, molecular function: protein binding; GTPase activator activity. Bases 221 to 2242 code for a protein of 673 amino acids. NCBI's taxonomy places the organism in Eukaryota, Metazoa, Chordata, Aves, Gruiformes, Gruidae. Gene Ontology annotation, cellular component: cytoplasm. The transcript has 21 exons. Gene Ontology annotation, biological process: signal transduction.